UACCGUACCGCAGCGCACCGCGCCCGACAGGCCGAGCCGAGCCGAGCCGAGCCGGGCCGGGCCGGGCCGGCGGUAUCGCGGAGCAGCGGCGCGCAGCAUGCGGUGGCGGCGGCGGCACUGCCGGGCUGCCUGAGGAUGCAUCGCCUCUCAACUUGGACAUCUCAGAGCUGCUGGGAACCUGCCUUGCUGUGCCACCCUGCUGUGCUCCAGACUUGACACCUCUGUGCCCUCUUCCUGCAGGAUGGCCCAAGCGGGGGGACCUGUCCGCUUCCACCCCGAGGAGGGCUGUGCUGCCUCACCCCCGCCAUUUGCCCACAGGGUGAGCCGGAGACCUUGGCUGGCAGGGGGGAGCCUCGAUGCUGGGCGGCACAGCCCCCCGCCCUGCCUCACCCCCAACCUCAACGCCGGCCGCCUCCACCUGCUGCGCAAGGGCCUGGCGCCUGAUACCCGCCGCUGCCCCCUCGGUCUGUACAGCAGCACCGGCUCUUUGGCCCGCAGGCCGGCCGAGGCGGCACCCUUUGGCAAUGGGAGCUGCGCGGGCACAGGGCGACUGACUGCCCCCUGCACCCCACGGCGGGGCCGGCCUGGCCCAGCCAUCGCCUCCCUGGGCAGACGCAGCCCACCAGUGGCGGCAGCCCCGGAGGGACACAGCUCUGUCGUCACCUUCCGCUUCAUUGAGAAGGCCAGUGUGCGGACCCUAGGGAGCCCGACAACACCCCAUGUCCGCUGGGAGAAUGGUCCCUACAGCCUCAGCCGCAGCCUGGAGCUCACUGGCGACAUGGGAUCCCCCCAGCCCCAGACCCUGCCCCAGGAGCGGCUCCUGCACACACUGAAGCUGGAGGCCUCCGCAUCUGACCCGCUCCUGGCCGGGGGCCAGACCCCAGGGGAGAUGCGUCCCUGUGGGAAGGAGUUUUGUGCCAUCAACACCAGCUGCCUCUGCCGAUCCCUCACCAAUGGGCUACCAGAGGAGUUCCCCACCUUCUCCAGAAGUCCCCUGAAGCCAGAGCCCCGUCCCCAAGGCAACGCUUGGCUGUACCCCCGGCAGAGCUCGGCCCAUGCCCAGCGCAUUGCCAAGGCCAAGUGGGAAUUCUUCUAUGGCUCCUCAGAUGCCCCAAAGACAGGCUCUUCUGCCUCCGACUCCACCCCCUUGGCUGAGUCUCCCCAGAAGCCUGUCUCCCCACUGCCUGCCAAGCCACCAGUGUCAGUACCUGAGCACAGUCUGAGCCAUGUGGAAGUGGAGAUAGAAGUGUCUCCUCUGGGCAGCCAAAAGCCUGGGUCCUGUGAGACUGGGAUUAUAAGGAGGACAGUGAAGUACUCCGAGACAGACUUGGACACUGUUCCACUGAGGUGCUAUCGUGAAACAAACAUCGAUGACAUCCUGGCCGAGAAGGAAGAGGUGGAUUCAGCAAUUGAGAGCCAGAAGGACAGUGAGAGCAACCCAAGCUUUGGGGGCACUCCAGGCAGAAGGAACAGCACACCAGAGGAGCCCCCCACCCCAGGCAUUGGCUGCUUGAAGGAUGGGCUGCGGGACAGGGACGUGGACGUGGAUGAGGACAAUGAGGUGGUUGCGGCAAUGAAGAGGGAGAACAGGGAAAGGAUCAUGGAUCGAGACACACAGGGUAUGCUCAAGUCUCCAGUGCCCUUCCUAGGGCACAGCCUCUCCAAGGAUGGCAUGGACUCCUUCAGCAAGCAUUUUGAGACCAUCAUGGAGUCCCAUCGAGCCAAAGGCACAUCUUACACUAGUCUGGACUCCAUUGAUAUCCUUUCCUCCCCAGCCCGCACCCAUGGGACCUUUUUUACUUUUGACCUCCCAACCCUCACCCCAGAAAUACAGGGACAAAUCCGAGACAGCGCCAAGCUGAUUGAGGAGAACUUUGCUCCUCUGGCUCAUUUGGAGCCAGACUCUGGGACCAGUUCAGCCACAGAUGCCCCCUGGACAGAGAGGGAGGAGGAGCAGGGGAGAAGACGGAAGGGUGCUCGGCACAGCCCUUGCCACUCAGUGGACAGCUUUGGUACUCCCUUGGCCUCCAACACGAGUGACCACCCCCAGAGCCAGCUGGUUUCAGAUUCGGAGUCGGAGAUGGACAGCGUGGAGCAUCUGGUCCUGGGCAGCACGGACACCCUUUCCAAUGGGCACAAGGCUGACUUGGAAGCUGCCAAACGCCUGGCCAAGAGGCUCUACAACCUGGAUGGCUUUAAAAAAGCAGAUGUGGCUCGCCACUUGGGGAAGAAGUACGUCAAUGAGUUCAGCAGGAUGGUGGCAGGGGAAUAUCUGAAGUUCUUUGUGUUCACAGGGAUGAGCCUGGACCAGGCUCUCAGGUCCUUUCUAAAAGAGCUAGCCUUGAUGGGAGAGACGCAAGAGCGAGAGCGAGUGCUGGCUCAUUUUUCUCAGCGCUAUUAUGAGUGUAAUCCCAAUGCUAUCCCUUCAGAAGAUGGAGCCCACACCCUCACCUGUGCUCUGAUGCUGCUAAACACAGAUCUGCAUGGACAUAAUAUUGGGAAGAGAAUGUCCUGCUCUGACUUCAUUGGCAACUUGGAGGGACUCAAUGGAGGCACUGACUUCCCUAAGGAUUUGCUCAAGGCACUGUACGGCUCCAUCAAGAACGAGAAGCUGCAGUGGGCCAUAGAUGAGGAGGAGCUGAGAAAAUCCCUCUCGGAACUGGCAGACCCCAACCCGAAGUCCAUCAAGCGCAUCAGCAGCUGCAGUAACCCCUUUCUGGACUUCUCUCAGGACUCCAGCAUUGCCACCUACAAGCAUGGGCUAUUAGUCCGCAAGAUCCACGCUGAUCCUGACUGCAAGAAAACACCCCGAGGGAAGCGCGGCUGGAAGCCCUUCCAUGCCAUCUUGAAGGGGAUGAUUCUCUACCUGCAGAAGGAGGAGUAUAAGCCAGGGAAGGCACUGGCAGAAGAGGAGCUGAAGAAUGCUAUUAGCAUCCACCAUUCGCUUGCCACGCGGGCGUCUGACUACAGCAAGCGACCCAAUGUCUUCUACCUCAGGACAGCUGACUGGAGGGUCUUCCUCUUCCAAGCACAGAACCCCGAACAGAUGCACUCGUGGAUCACACGCAUCAACGUGGUGGCAGCCAUGUUCUCUGCACCCCCUUUCCCCGCAGCCAUCGGCUCCCAGAAGAAGUUCAGCCGCCCGCUGCUGCCCAGCUCGUGCACCAGGCUGUCCCAGGAGGAGCAGGUGAAGAACCAUGAGACCAAGUUUAAGACGAUGUCAGCAGAGCUGCUGGAGCAUCGCUCCUCACUGCCUGAGAAGAAGGUGAAGGGCAAGGAGUAUGAGGAGCUAAAGCAGAAGGAAGAGUACCUGGAGUUUGAGAAAUCCCGCUAUGGCACCUACGCCAUGCUGCUGCGGGCCAAGCUGAAGGCUGGCUCCGAGGACCUGGCAGCAUUUGAGUCCACCCUGUUUGACACAGUGGGUGGGGAGGACGAUGCCCUGAAAAAAUCCCGCUCCAGCCCCUCGCUCAACGCAGAGCCCUCCAGCACGGCCACCAAGGUGAAGCGCAACGUCUCGGAGCGCACUGGCCGCCAGCCCCCCGGCCACCCCCAGAAGUCCUAAGUGAGGGGCAUCGGCCGCCUGCGCUGCAGCUCCGUUCCUGCCCCCCCAGCACAGGGGGUGGAGGCCGUGUGCCCGCCGAGACCCUGCAUGUGUCCGCCUGUUUGCGGCACGAGCUAGAGGGAGCGACAGCCCUUCUGCAGCCGCCAGCACCAGCCAUGCAGGGCCACGGCCCCUCCACCGGAGACGGUGGCAGAGCAGGACAGUCCCCGGUCCUUGCCUGCAGGAGCUGCCCGCACCAUCGGCCUCAUCAGACUUGUUCCUGCCCCUCCUUGUCCUGCAUUUGGCUGCAGGACCUACUCUUUUGCCCUGGGGAAGGGGAACAACUGAAACCCACCUGCUGGGCUCAAUUUUUCAAUGGUUUAAAAAAAAAGACAAAAAUGCAGCAAAACAAAGCCAGCGGCUGCUUCUUCUCCAGCUCCGUCGUGCCAUGGGGGUAGAUGGGAGGGGGCCGGUCCUAGCCUGUCCCCUCUUCUGGGGCUGGUGGCCAGGGAAACCAGGGCAAUGGCACCUGGUCCCCUCCCUGCCACCUCAGUCACCUCUGCACCCUCCCCGCUUUCUUACAACUUUUGAACAGUUUUUGUGAUACAGUUUUGCACUUUUUAGUACCAGAUUGAGCUGACCACUAGGGAAGUUUUUUUGGGGCUACUUUUGAUGCUUUUUGGGAACUGUUUAAAAAAAACAAACAACAGAAACUCAGCCAUUUCCUGUAGGCACUGCAUUCUGGGGGAAAGAGGCUUUUACAAGGACCAGGGGAGAUCCAGCUCCUCCCUGCCCUGCAGCAAGCUGAGCACGGGCUCCUGUGUGUGCUGCUGCUGCCUGCUUCCCCAGCUCCACUUUGGCACCAGCAACCCUUCGGGGAAACAGCCCUGUGGCUGCCAGCAACAAGGAAGCAGCCUUGGGGUGGCAGCAUCCAUUGCUGCACUUGUGGCUGCAUAGGAGGCUGAUGGGCCGGUGCUUCAUGACCCCCAUUCCCCUUUUCCCCACCCCGGCAGCCUGGACAGGCCCUGUUUGCACCAUGUGGGAGUGAUCACCAUCCUUGGGGCAUGUUGGGCAGCAGUGUAUAAGUAGUCCCAGUUGGGCAGCGACUCCUGGAGCCAGGGCUGACAUGGGGGUCCCCACUGCCCUAUGGGUCUGGCACAGGCUGGAGCCAGUUUUCCUUCCCACACCUCUUCUCCAACGCAUGGCCAGGGCCUCAGGCUGCCAGGAAAGCCUGGUCUGCAGCAUUGCAAGGUCCUCAGGCUGCAACAGCAGUGGUGCAGCCCCUUCCUCAGCCACGGGCUCCCUCCUUGCCAAGAAGUGGGGCAGGCUGGGACAGCCCCCACCACUCCAGGGUGAGCUGAAGGAUGCUUGUCCGGAGCAAGGUGCAGGUGAUGGAGCAUGGCUGCAGGAUUGUCCAGAAGGGGGUCUGGGGGCAGCAGAAGGGCUGUGAGCAGGAGCACACACGCAGUUCUCAGCUGCCUGGGACCUGGCUGGUUUCAGCACUGACUUUGCGAAUGUGUCAAACUUUUUAUUCUGCUCUUUUGAGGCUAUUGCAAAAACAAAAACAAACGAACAAAAUUUAAAAAAAUAAAAUUAAAAAAAAAAGGAAAGAAAAAAAUCCACCCUUGCCCCAGGUGGCUUGGGGGAGAAAAAAACCUUUGUACAGCUUCUUCUCUCAGUUACUGAAGUAAAACUCACUCUUCA
Molecule: messenger RNA, 5245 nt
Organism: Myiozetetes cayanensis
Lineage: Eukaryota; Metazoa; Chordata; Aves; Passeriformes; Tyrannidae
Gene: PSD
Product: pleckstrin and Sec7 domain containing
Exons: 17
Coding region: 242-3562 (1106 amino acids)
Biological process (GO): regulation of ARF protein signal transduction
Molecular function (GO): phospholipid binding; guanyl-nucleotide exchange factor activity; protein binding
Source: RefSeq, a predicted model, not a curated record